CACUAAACCUAGAUUUCAUCUAAGCUCUCUCUCCUCUCUCUCUCUCUUAUAACUCCAAAUAUGGCAGGGAAGAGGUUAUUCCAAGAUCUUGAUUCCGACCAAGAAAAUAAGUCCGAUAAACGAAUUAAAUCUCUACCAUCCCUUUCCUCGUAAUUUUUUUUUAUCACAAAAUUAAUCUUGAUUCUUUUUUCUGUUUAUUUCUUAUAUCUUGGUCAUGAUGAAUCAUUCCUACAUCCCUUAUCUUUGUUUGGAACAUGUUCAUGCUUGUAUUUUAUUGUGCUUGGGGCUUUCAUCACAGAGAACACCAUGAAGAACUUUUCUUCAGCCCUAGAGCCCGUUCUUCGGAAAGUUGUAAGACAAGAAGUGGAAUAUGGAAUAAGUAAACGAUUCAGGUUCUCUCGGUCAUCGUCGUUCCGGUUGGAAGCUCCGGAGAAUACUACUCCGACAUUUAAGUUGAUGUUCCGUAAGAACUUAAUGAAACCGAUUUUCACCGGAAGCAAAAUCAGUGACGUGGACAACAAUCAACUUGAGAUAAUCCUUGUUGAUGAUUCAAACAAUCCAGUGACUCUCGACCGUCCGAUCAAACUAGACAUCGUUGCUCUUCACGGAGAUUUUCCUUCGGGUGACAAAUGGAGUAGUGAUGAGUUUGAUAGUAACAUCGUCAAAGAAAGGGAUGGCAAACGUCCGUUACUUGCCGGAGACGUAUCUGUGACGGUGAGAAACGGCGUUGCAACGAUCGGAGAAAUCGAGUUCACAGAUAACUCGAGUUGGAUCCGUAGCCGUAGGUUUAGAAUCGGUGCGAGAGUUGCCAAAGGGGGUAGUGAUCAAGGUGUCACGGUUUGUGAAGCCAUGACUGAAGCAAUUGUUGUUAGAGAUCAUCGUGGAGAAUUGUACAAGAAACAUCACCCACCAAUGUUAGAAGACGAAGUGUGGCGGCUAGAGAAGAUAGGCAAAGAUGGGGCCUUUCACAAGAAGCUCUCCUCUAACCAAAUCAAAACCGUCCAAGACUUUUUGAAGUUAUCAGUCGUUGAUCCGGAAGAACUUCGUCAGAUUUUGGGGCCUGGGAUGUCUGAUAAAAUGUGGGAAGUAGCAUUGAAACAUGCUAGAGAGUGUAUUUUGGGAAAUAAGUUAUACAUUUCCAAAGGACCGAAUUAUAUCAUGAUUUUGAAUCCGAUAUGCGAAGUUAUGAAAGCAAUGAUCGAUGGUCAUGAUUUCUCUAGUCAAGAAGCCCUGAAUCAGCGCUACGUUAAGGACUUAGUUCGAGAAGCUUACUUAAAGUGGGACUUGUUAGAAGAACGAACGAACGAGGCUGCUCUUUUGACACAAGGUGAUGAAUUGGACCAACAAUAUGCAGCGGGCCAGUCCCACUACCAGAACAUGGAAAUCAAUAGGUCAUACCAACAAAACGGAUAUGUUCAAGAGAGUCUUGUUACAAACAAUUUGGCGAUAGUAAACGAAGGGUACAUAACGACUCCACCGGGGAUCGGUAUAUGUUUCACCGGAUCUUCGUCACAAAACAACCAUAUAAACCCCUUCUAAUUCCUCAUCUGUCUACUACGUUAGUAUUGGAAGAAGGACACACCCUGUCUACAUGGUAAAGACAUGUAUAAUCUAUAUCUGCAAAUCAUUAUUGUACAUAAAAAAGUGUGAAAUUUAGAGUCAUAUAUAUAUUUUUCGUUGAAUGGUAUAACCACUUUGUUCACGUUUUCAUGUAAAUAUGAAAACGUUGUUUUUUUUU
Molecule: messenger RNA, 1738 nt
Organism: Camelina sativa (false flax)
Lineage: Eukaryota; Viridiplantae; Streptophyta; Magnoliopsida; Brassicales; Brassicaceae
Product: protein SAR DEFICIENT 1
Biological process (GO): regulation of salicylic acid biosynthetic process
Cellular component (GO): nucleus
Molecular function (GO): calmodulin binding; DNA-binding transcription factor activity; sequence-specific DNA binding
Source: RefSeq, a predicted model, not a curated record